Molecule: messenger RNA, 974 nt
Organism: Rhagoletis zephyria (snowberry fruit fly)
Lineage: Eukaryota; Metazoa; Arthropoda; Insecta; Diptera; Tephritidae
Product: DNA translocase FtsK 1-like
Source: RefSeq, a predicted model, not a curated record
ACCUGUGCGCUAAAAUACAAGUAUUUAGUAUAAAAGCUAAAACCAAAUCAAUUCGCAGCGACAGACACAGCAGCAACGUCGCGGCUGAAACUUGGAACUUCACCGCAGGCAGCCAAGUUCGGUGCACAAACAAAAAACGAAACCACUUCACAAUGUUCAAACCACUCAUCGCUCUUCUAUUGCUGGCCACGCUCUGCGCCGCCGAAGCGCCGACGCGUUUCCGCAUAGCUGCGCGCCGUCCUAGUGUCGCUCGUGGCCGUUUCCUUGCGCGCCAACAGGCAGUGCCUGCUCCUGCGCCACCCGCACCUACUGGCUAUCCAGCCGCCGGUGUGACACCUGAAAUUCCCUUCGACUUGCCGCCAUCAUCAACAAACAAGCCAGAUGUGACCUACUUGCCCCCGGAUAGCACCUAUGGCCCGCCAACACAGCCGGAAGCUACUUACGGUCCGCCAGCACCGCACAGCACCUACGGACCGCCAACAGCAGCCGCUGUGACACCAGAUGCUGUUUACGGUCCGCCUGAGAACACCUACUUACCACCAGAGCAAAGUGUCACUGCACGCGAUGUGGAUUUAGAAGUUGACGAAGAGGAGGCCACAGUGGAUGAGCAGCAGCCAAGUGAACCGCAACCGGAAGUAAGAGAUCAACACAAGGAGGAGGAGCCCGCUGAGGAAGAGGGCGAGGAGAUUUUCGUCGCCGUCGCCGAUGAUGGUAGCGUCAUUGCGGUCAGCAACUCAUUCGACGCACAGGGCACUAACGAUGAAGCCGACAACAAGGCAGCACAACAGCCAGCGCGUUUAGUUUUCCAACGUUUCCCACAAGGUAGACGCCGUGCGCCAGCUGACUUGCCUGUACCAGCGCAUUUAAUUAAGCAGCGUCGUGUAAGGCCAGCAAAAUUUCAAUUACUACAGCGUGCGCAACAGCAGGCACAGCCACAAGGGUUCCCGUUCGCCGCGCGCUACACCGGCUGGUAA